This is a messenger RNA of Topomyia yanbarensis, 826 nucleotides long. Its product is annotated as serine/arginine repetitive matrix protein 2-like. The transcript has 2 exons. The coding region runs from base 73 to 735 and encodes 220 amino acids. Lineage: Eukaryota; Metazoa; Arthropoda; Insecta; Diptera; Culicidae. The record is from RefSeq and is a predicted model, not a curated record.
UCCAAGCAACCAGCGGUGAAUCAGCACGAACAUCGCAACCGUCAUUCAUAUUUUAGCGGUUUGCAGAACAAGAUGUCAACUUCAAUUCUCCCGGUGAUCAUCAAGAUUUUGGAAGAAUCUGGCGAGGAAGGCUUGCACACUAGAACGCUGCUGGCGAAAGUUCGCGAUCUGCCUGGCAUUCGAUCGGUUCCACCCCGAAACAUUCGGCAGGCAUUCGAUGACAAACUGAAGAUCGCCAACGACUGUGGUCUUGUAACGCAGCGUGAAGACCGCGUGCGGUUAGCGGUGAACUGCCAUUCCCCCGAGGGACCCAGUUUCUAUUCGGCCCUGGAAAAUUUAGAAAGGAACUUCCACGAAUUGCAACCACAGUCCGAUGCAGUCGCAGCGUCUGCUAGCAAACGUUAUCCGCAGCGAGAGCGCUCUAUGACCCGUACGGUUACCAACGGAUCGGGUGCACCGAAUCGGAGAGCUGCGGUUCGAACAUCCGCUCGAAGUUCCACGCAGCCAGCACCCGGCCGUUCAAGAUCUAGAUCUAGCAGCAGCAGAAGACAGCCCCGUUCUCGCCGUCAAUCUGCUUCCCGCUCGGUUACCAACGUAUCGCCUCCACCGAAUCGGAAAGCUGCGGCUCGAGGUUCCACGCAGCCAACAACAUCCAGGCGUUCAAGAUCUAGAUCUAGCGGCAGCGGAAGACAGUCUCGUUCUCGUCGUCAAUCUACUUCCCGCAGCCGUCGUUGAAUCCGUUUCUGGAAACAUAUUUUUCACCAAAUUUUAGUUCAUUUGUACCAGGUCAUGUUUAUUUCAAUAAAAUGUAAUCUUUAGAAUUCAA